Messenger RNA from Antechinus flavipes (yellow-footed antechinus), 2738 nucleotides. It is a transcript of the gene TMED1, whose product is annotated as transmembrane p24 trafficking protein 1. The transcript has 4 exons. Lineage: Eukaryota; Metazoa; Chordata; Mammalia; Dasyuromorphia; Dasyuridae. Gene Ontology annotation, cellular component: endoplasmic reticulum-Golgi intermediate compartment; endoplasmic reticulum; COPII-coated ER to Golgi transport vesicle. Gene Ontology annotation, biological process: intracellular protein transport; endoplasmic reticulum to Golgi vesicle-mediated transport; Golgi organization. The record is from RefSeq and is a predicted model, not a curated record. The coding region runs from base 738 to 1439 and encodes 233 amino acids.
CCUUUUUCUUGACUUUAUUUGGGGGGUGGACGUGACUCAUGCAGAAAUUUUUUUUGCAUGUAAUAGAACUUGGUUUUCUUGAUCGGUAACGGAGGAGGGGAAGAAGAGAAUUUGGAACUGGAAAUACAUAUCUAUGUAUCUAUCUAUUCUUCGUCCUGGUCCUCCCUCUCCACGCAGCCUAAAGCAAGUCAUUUGACCUCCUAGUUUCCUCAAAUGUGGAAGAAUGGGAGAAUGUUAGAUUCAGGGCCACCCAGAAACUCAGUUGCAGGAAGGAACAGAGGUCACAGGCAGAGGGUGGGGUCAGGCUCCUCCCUGGGAAGGGAGGGCCACGAGAGCCCCACACCACCCCACGUUCAGCUAGACCACGCGAAGAGGCGGGGAAGCCUCCUAACAGCCAACGGCUUCCCGCUCGGGGCAUUUUGGGAAACAGUGGUGGGGCUCCUUCGUAAGGACUUUCGGCCCCUCCUUCUAGCUUGGUCUUUAGCUGUCUCAAUGACUGCCUGCGGGGGACGGCCCAUCUGGAGCGCUGGUUUCGUUCCACCGAGUCCCCGCGGAAGUACUGCUUUCAGAGAGGAAGGAAACGAAGGGGAAGCAUUGCCUCUUUCCAAUCCCAGCGAUGGACUGAAGGGGCGGGAUUCCUCGCUCGACAGGCAGGAGUGGGCGCCAAUCAGGCAGCGAGGCUGCAGGGCUGCGGAGCCAAGUCUUAAAGGAACCCCGUCCCUUUCUCACACUGCCGGAUGACCCGGAUGAUGGCGGUAAGGGCGGCCUUGGCCCUAUUCUUGGCGGCAUGGCUGUCGCCGCUGGUGGCCGGGACAGGCUCUCGGGCUCCCCCACCUCAGGAUGGGGAGUUCACAUUUUUGCUGCCCGCUGGCCGUAAACAGUGUUUCUACCAGCCCGCACCAGGCAACGCUAGCCUGGAGGCCGAGUAUCAGGUCAUUGGAGGAGCAGGGUUAGAUGUGGACUUCUCCUUGGAGAGCCCUCGGGGGGUGCUGCUGGUUAGUGAGUACCGCAAGUCGGACGGGGUGCACACGGUGGAGCCCACAGAGUUGGGAGACUACAAGCUGUGUUUUGACAACUCCUUCAGCACCAUUUCAGAGAAGCUAGUCUUCUUUGAGCUUAUAUUUGACAGUCUACAAGAUGAGGAGGAUAGUGAUGGCGAUGGUUGGGCUGAUGUGGUGGAGCCUGAAGAAAUGCUUGAUAUUAAGAUUGAGGACAUUAAGGAAUCCAUUGAGAUGAUGAAGACAAGGCUGGAGCGCAGUAUCCAGGUGCUGACUCUGUUGAGGGCUUUUGAGGCUCGAGACCGUAACCUGCAGGAGGGCAACUUGGAGAGAGUUAACUUCUGGUCUGCUGUUAACGUAGGGCUGCUGCUCUUGGUGGCUGUACUCCAAGUGUGCACGCUCAAAGGCCUCUUCCAGGAUAAGAGAGUUGUGCGCACAUAACCCUCCCUGGAGAGGGGAGCUGUGGGAGGGAAUGGGGGUGGGUGGGUUGGAGGGAGUCUCUCUCUCCUGUCCAGGGUCUAUUCAUAGCCCUGGGUUGAGGAACAAUUGGACUUCCUUGGGGGAAGCAAUUUAAAACUGAUCAAGAAAGGGUCAGGAGAAGCCUGGGGCACUGAUCCCUCCCUUCUGUCAAGGAUCUUGAUGGAACGGGUACUUAUGUCAGAGAUUUCUUAGGAACUAUCCUCUGGAGUUUAGGACACCCCAAACCUGGGUUGAGGAACAAUUGGACUUCCUUGGGGGAAGCAAUUUAAAACUGAUCAAGAAAGGGUCAGGAGAAGCCUGGGGCACUGAUCCCUCCCUUCUGUCAAGGAUCUUGAUGGAAUGGGUACUUAUGUCAGAGAUUUCUUAGGAACUAUCCUCUGGAGUUUAGGACACCCCAAACCUAAGCUGAGACAAAGAGGCCUGAGCAGAGAACAGCUGGGAUGGUGGGAGUUGCAGCUAGGUGAUACAGUAUGGACUUGCAGUCCUGGAGGGCUACUGGCUCCAUUACUGAAGAAAGCAAAGAGAGAGCAAUGGGGUGAAAUCUUUUGUUCCAAAGCUGCCCAGAGAUUAAGGGUUAUCUCCUCCCCCCCUCCCCCAGGUGCCUUAAGUAUUGUCCAUCCUGGGGCAAACUCCCUUCCCCAUCUCACCCUAUUCCUCUCUGGCCUUUCUGGGUGUCCCCUAAGUCAGGGUGUGGCCUCAUUCUCUAGACUUCAGGCUGAGUUCCCUCCCAGAAUGGCCAUGUGACCUUUCUCUUAUUCCUCUACUCUUGGUAUUUCAGUCCCCGCUCCCCCCCAACCAUGCCAGCUGUUCAGAGACAAAAUUAGCUUUGUGUGGGGCAGGUGCCCAGUCCCCAACAGAAACUAAGAGAUGAAGUGGGAACAAGUGGGGGCAACCCCCUUGUGCCUCACCAAGAACUUUUAAUGAAACUCAGACACUGUCAUAUGCUUGCCCAGGACUGUCAGUUUAUUGGAGACAGGAUGGGUUGUUCUCCUCCAGCCUGGUGCUGCCUGCAGCAAGGGGGAAGGCUUUGGCUCAUGGCCUACGUAAAGUUCUAAACAGCACCAGUGUGGCUGCAUCCCCAACCAGAGGACUUGACCCACUUCAAAUCAAAUGAAGGCCCUUGGGACUCAGCUGGCCAAGGGAACAAGGGCAGUACCCUUACUGGGCAGAAAGCUGUUAGCCAAGGGUAGAAAGGGGUGACUCCUGAGCCACAUGGAACAAAGUACCAGCUCUGGUUUAAUAAAUUACUCUUGGAAUCGU